This is a messenger RNA of Kazachstania africana CBS 2517, 1089 nucleotides long. RefSeq names its product Lft1p (gene LFT1). The coding region runs from base 1 to 1089 and encodes 362 amino acids. The transcript has a single exon. NCBI's taxonomy places the organism in Eukaryota, Fungi, Ascomycota, Saccharomycetes, Saccharomycetales, Saccharomycetaceae. The record is from RefSeq and is a predicted model, not a curated record.
AUGGUAGAAAAUUCAACAGAUGAAGAUGUAUGUGAGCUAUUGAAUUCUUUGAUCCCAGAUUCUAUUGAAGCAACUAUCAACGAUGAAGAAGAAGAGAAUGAUGCGAAUCUGUACAGAUUAUUGGAUGAAGUUCCUGGUGGACGCAAAUUAAUGGCUCGUCUUUUUGCAUCAAAUAAUGUACUUGAUAGCGCAUCUUUAGGGACCCCAGCAAUUUCUGCAGCGAUCAUUGAGAUUGGCGAGCGAUGGUUUGAUGAAGAGAAGUUGGCAAGUUCUCAAUUGUCCACGAUGACGCUACAAUUAGAGUCACCAGUAGUUUUCUCUUGGAGUAACAACGCUACUAGAUCAUUUAAUAAGGAUAAACAUGAAGAAACGCCGAAAGAUCAAUUAAAAGAAAGUACUAAUCAAAGACUGUUUGAAAUGGCAACUGAAGAAUUUGACAAGAUCCCAAAGUUGCCGAUAUCGUGGAAGCAACUAGUUAGAGGUGAGACAAGUGCAGUAAUGGAACAUCGUUUGCGCAAUUUUGAAGACAAAGUUGCUGGAUCACCUGGAAGGCAAGACAAUAAUCUAUCAUUUUCUACCUUUAAAGUGAACCCAUUAGAGGAAUUUGUUGCGCAAGAACUACCAAGAAUGAAAAAAGAGAUGAAAGAAAAGAAGAAAUCCAAGAAAAAAGGCAUACUAUGGUUCUGGGGUAAAAAUAAAAGCCACUCAGAUAAGUUGAAAAAUAAGGGUAGCAUAGAUGUUAAUCCUAUCUCAGUCGUAGCCUUAGAUGAGCCAGUUCAAGAAUCUGGUUCCGCAGAAAAUAUUAUAAUAGAAGAUAGCUCAAAUGUUGACGAAGUGCUGAGCACGCAUUCUGAAGAUGAACUCAAAUCGAACAGUUUUGUAGCAGAAGAGAUAUCGACAAAGUCCGGCACUGCAGAAAAUACUGUGGCCACAGAAGAUCUUUUAUCAUCCUCAAAGGGAACAAGUAAGGUCUCAUCGCCAUCUCUCUCUCUUUCUCUUGACGAAGCUGCUAAUCUCAUGGAGGACGAUGGUAAGAAGGGUUUGAGCAUGAGCACGUUCGUUCCACUGCAGCCAAAGAAGAAAACGUAA